AUGAACAAAAACGAGUGGGCCGAUAGGAAAUAUGUGUUGAAAGCUGUUAAACAAAAUGGAUCAACACUUGAAAAUGCUGAUUCAUCAUUGAAAAAAGAUAGAGAAAUUGUAUUGGAAGCUGUUAAACAAAAUGGGUUGGCACUUCAAUAUGCUGAUCCAGCAUUUAAAAAAGAUAGAGAAAUUGUGUUGGAAGCUAUUAAACAAAAUGGAUUGACACUUUUAUAUGUUGAUUCAUCAUUGGAAAAAGAUAGAGAAAUUAUAUUGGAAGCUGUUAUACGCUAUGGACCAGCACUCAAAUAUGCUGAUUCAUCAUUGAAAAAGGAUAGAGAAUUUAUAUUGGAAUCUGUUAAACAACAUGGAUUGGCACUUGAAUUUGCUGAUUCAAUAUUAAAAAAGAUAGAGAAAUUAGAAAUUGUAUUGGAGUCUGUCAAACAAGAUGGAUAUGCACUUGAAUAUGCUGAUUCAUCAUUGAAAAAAGAUAGAGAAUUUAUAUUGGAAUCUGUUAAACAAGCUGGAUUGGCACUUAAGCAUGCUGAUGAAUCAUUUAAAAAAGAUAGUAUAUUUAUUUAUUUAUUAAUUAAAUUGAACAAGGAAAAUGCAAGAAGGUUCUCACCCUCUAUAACCAAAACCAUUGAAGAAUCCAUUAAUCUUCAGACAAAGCUGUCAAGCAAUAUAAUUGAACAAUACUCCAAAAUAUUUAUGGAUGAAAAGGAUUUAUAUUAUGGUAUUGAAUUAACAAGUCUCUUUAAUCCAACACCAAAAAGUACAAUAUUCAAUUUUAAUCCUAUCUACACACCAAUAUUUGUUGAAAAGUUGAUUUUUUUUCAAAUAUUGAAACAAAUGAACCAUUCAGAAUUAUCCACUGAAAAUGUUCUUUCAGAAAGAGCUAACUAUUAUUUAUUUUGUUUCAGAUUGGACAAAUUUAUUGAAGAUAAUCCCUGUCAAUCAACAAGAAUGAAAGAUUUGAAGAAUAUUGUGGAACAAGUUGCAACAAAUUUCGAAACAUCAUUUUAUUCAAAACAGGAAAUUAAUGAAAUUAUGAAUUUUGCCAACAAGUGGUUUGAAAAUGAGAAAACAUUUGUAAAUUACAAACAAAUAAUUUGUAAAUAUAAUGAGCUGAGAGGAGAUUUAUCAAAAGUAUUCAAAGCUCUCAAUUAUUUCUAUAAUUAUUUCAAAUAUAAUUAUGAUUUCAUUUCAGUAUUAGGAUAUGGAGGUGAAGGUGUUGCAUUCAAAGUAUUUCACAAAAGUAGUAAAUCAUUAAGGGCAUUAAAAUUAAAAUAUGACCCAGAGGAAUCUGAAGAAUCAACAAAAGAAACCAUUAAUUUAUUGAAAAGAACAGACAUUGAAGGAAAGAUCAAAUGUUUUGAUUGUGACAUUAUUCAAAAUCAUUUGUAUACAGUGAUGGAACUUGGAGAGGAAUCAUUAUCAAAUUAUAUUUCAAGAAAUAAUCAAGAUGGAAUUUAUAGAAAUGGAUUCAUUAUUAAGGAAAAGUUGAUUGAAAUUCUUGAUAUAUUUAUCAAAGUAUUGAACUCAGUUCAAUCAAUUCAUGAUCACAAUAUUUUACACAGAGAUUUAGAUCCUCAAAAUAUUGUCAAAGUUCAAGAUUUAUACAAGAUAAUUGAUUUUGAAACAUCAAGAGUUAUCAAGACAGGUAAUUCAAUUACAAUUGCUCGUGGAAAGUUUGCCUACAUGUCUCCUGAAGUUUCACAUGAUAAUUAUUCUGAUGAUUUAUUGAAAAGUGAUAAUGAUGAAAAGCUUGCUCACAAUGUUGGACAAAUUACCAUUUCAUGUGAUAUAUUUUCAUUGGGAUGUAUUUUAUUGAAAUUAUUAGCAAAUUGUCCUCUGCAACUAUGUUCAACAUUUGUUAAUGAUCCAGAUGUCUCUAAAUAUAAUGACAAGUAUCCAUAUUUAAGUGGACAUGGAAAAUAUUUCUAUACAGUUGUGACAACAACAGAGGGAGAAAUGAAAUUACAUUAUGCAAUUGAAAAACUAAUCAAUCAAUCAAUUAAUCCAGAUUUAGGAGUGAAUAAUAUAUUGAUUAGAAGCAUUAUUAGCAUGAUUCAAAGAGAUUCAUCAAAAAGAUUGAAUUGUUAUUCUCACAAGUUAACCAUUGAGAAUAUUUUGAAAUACUUGAAAGGUGAAAUCAAAGAUAUCACUUUGAAUAUUGAAAAACAAGUUGGAGAAUUGAAGAAAAUAUCACCAUUAAGAAGUUACUCUCAACUUGCAGAGGAAGUUGAUAAACUUUCGGAUGAAAAUACCAAACUCGCAGAGGAAAACACCAACCUAUAUAAACUUUUGGAUGAAAACACCAUGGAAAAUAGCAACCUGUUAGAAAGAAUUAAAAUAUUGGAAGAGGAAAAUAGAAAACUCAAACAAUAA
Naegleria gruberi is the source of this 2379-nucleotide messenger RNA. RefSeq lists its product as uncharacterized. Gene Ontology annotation, molecular function: ATP binding; protein serine/threonine kinase activity. Lineage: Eukaryota; Heterolobosea; Eutetramitea; Acrasida; Naegleriidae. The transcript is spliced from 3 exons. The coding region runs from base 1 to 2379 and encodes 792 amino acids. Gene Ontology annotation, biological process: protein phosphorylation; mitotic DNA damage checkpoint signaling. The record is from RefSeq and is a predicted model, not a curated record. Gene Ontology annotation, cellular component: nucleus; cytoplasm.